AUGGAAGACACCUGUUGGCAGUUGCACCAGGAAGUGUAUGAAUACAUCCCUACAAUUUUUGGGGCAGAUAUCAUCCAGAAGUACAACUUGGAUGUCAAGCCAGGUGGAAAUUACUCAUGCUACUACAACAAAGAAGUGAAUCCAACUGCAUCCAAUGAGUUUAGUGCUGCAGCUUUCAGAUUUGGGCAUUCACAAGUCCCUGACUUCUUUUUAUUAUUUGAUGACUUGGAGCUGGCAGAUGAAUUAGUUGGAGUCCACAAGACCUUCAUGAAACCCGGCCCGCUGAUUUAUGAUGGAAAAAGAUUAUUUGAUGACUUGGAGCUGGCAGAUGAAUUAGUUGGAGUCCACAAGACCUUCAUGAAACCCGGCCCGCUGAUUUAUGAUGGAAAAAGGUUCACAAAGUUCGUCAGAGGCCUGAUGUUGCAGCCAGCACAGCAAGUGGACAACUUCGUCUCCAACGCACUAACAACUCAGCUACUUAGAGGCCCUAAUGGGGCAUUUGGAGGGGAUCUAAUCGCAAUCAACAUCCAACGAGGGCGUGACCACGGGUUGCCUCCAUACAUAGACAUGCUGGAGGCAUGUGGGUUACCCAAGCCCAAGGGUUUCGCAGACUUGGAACCUCUCAUGGGCCCAGUGAAAGUGAACGCGUUGUCGAGAAUUUAUGCUGACGCAGCCGACAUAGACUUGUACGUUGGGGGACUGUUUGAAAACGCAUCAAAGGACUCUGUCUUCGGACCUACAUUCGCCUGUAUUAUUGGGGACCAGUUCCAGAGAUCCAGAGCAGGAGACAGGUUCUUCUAUGACAAUGCGCCUGGGGGCAUGUGUGGGGCCAACAGCACUGGGAACCCAGCCCCCUUUACACAGAAUGCUUAUCGACGGCAAGUUCAAGCCUUGCAGCGUCAGCGAUACACAAGAGAAAUUGCUCAUGAUCUGGAUUCGAGUCUGGAUCUUGACGAGUCUUGGGAGGACAAUUUCCAGCUAGAAAACAGUCAGGAAUGAAGAAACUCAAGCUUUUUGAGCCAUCAAUGCAAGUGCAUUUCAGAGAGUAAAAUAUAUACAUUGGCGGAAAAUCAGACAAUAUAUUCGCGGUCGUAUUUUUCCUCCAACCUGAAUAAAAACUAUUCACAUUUUUUGGACGUUAAAAAAAUUCAAGGAGUCCGUUUUUCAAGAAAAAUCGAAUUUCUGGUCGAUGAAAAACGAUUGUUUGACAGAGGCGAAGGAAUUUUCUUUCUUUAUAGACCCAUUAUUUGGCCCAGCAUAAAUUCAUAACGAAGUGAAAGCGAAGUUUUGCAUAAUCUCAUUUUCAAUACACAUUUCAUCUACUGCAAAAAAAUAAAUCCAUGACGCAAUGAAAUCUGCAAAUACAUUAAGUUAUGUAUAUCUUUUGUAGUCUAAGGUAAAAGUACUGAUUCUACAAAUACUAAUUCAAAUUUUGAAAGCUUAUUUUUAUCAAGUACUAUAUUUCUCAAAUUUUUCCCAUGCGUAUAUUGAAUUUAAGAUAUUCAUUGUAUUUGUGGGAAAUAUUUUUUAGUCCUAUUUAUAAUAUUUCCGCCACUAAACUCAAUUUCUUCCUAUUCAAAUGGUUAAUUCUACUGAUGCUUCAGUCACCACCUUCAACAGCAGAAUGAAAAAAUUGCGAUUUCGAAUAUGAAAAAUGAAAUUGCAGUAAAAAUUUGCCCAGUUGGAUUUUGGACCAUAUUUAUGCGAAAGUUACACGUUGGUCAAAUGCAAUCGUGAACUUGGUCAGGAAAUGAAGGACGCCAUAAAAACAG
Messenger RNA from Notodromas monacha, 1772 nucleotides. The record is from the annotation of a GenBank genome assembly. Lineage: Eukaryota; Metazoa; Arthropoda; Ostracoda; Podocopida; Cyprididae.